This is a messenger RNA of Trichomonas vaginalis G3, 2016 nucleotides long. RefSeq names its product keratin-associated protein family. NCBI's taxonomy places the organism in Eukaryota, Parabasalia, Trichomonadida, Trichomonadidae. The transcript has a single exon. The coding region runs from base 1 to 2016 and encodes 671 amino acids. The record is from RefSeq and is a predicted model, not a curated record.
AUGCAUGAAGAUUGGCUUAAAGGUAUUGACAAAUCUUUAAAAAAUCACAGUCAGUCUAUUGCUGACUACAAGAAAAGUAUAGAUUUUUUACAUAGUGCUAUGGACGUACAUGAUGGAAGCAUAAGGAACUUACUUAAUGCUAACAAUAACUUACCAGGAACUAUUAAAGCAUUUAUAAAGUCCUUUGUAAAACCUGGUGCUCUAACAUUUAGGUCUUUGAGAGCAAGAGCAUUGAAGUCAAGAGAUGCAGAAACUCCAACAGAACCUACAGAAGGAACUGAAACAACAGAAACUCCAAAAGAACCACCAAAACCAACAGCUAAUGAAAUAUUGUUCGAAUAUUUUCCAAGGUACUCUGUUCUCAUUGCAUACAUUCAAGAAAUACUUAAGAAAGCAGACUUGACUUUAGGAGAUGAUGAAAGUUCUGUAUAUCUUUCGUUCCAGUUUCAAAUAGCAGAACUUUUGAGACAGAUAUGCUUAAUGUAUGACAACAUCUCUGAUUUCACAAGAUAUGAUGACGACCAUGACCCCGAACACGGUGAAGAAGAAGUUUUACAAACAUCCAUUAAGACAGGAAAGGUUUUAACUCAAAGUCUCAUUAUUGACACCAAAGAUGGUGAAGUGGAUGUUCUUCAAGAGCUGAAGAAAAAUACUUCUGAAGGAGGUGGUGGUAGGCAUGAACUUGAAAUAAAUGAGAUAGAAGAGAAAUUAGCCGAAAAAGCAGAUAAAAACCAUGUUCAUUAUAUAAGUUCAGACGAACAGAUUAUAACGGACUACCAUGGAUAUUUAACACAGGAUGAACAAAUAAGCACUGAAGAUGUUAAUGAAAGAAGAUAUAAAUUCAUUCGUGCUAAAGGUUAUGACAUACACUGUACUGUACAGUAUGACACGGGUAAAGCACAAGAAACAUUUGGUUAUAACGAUGAAAUUUAUGCCUCUAGUUUCUUUGUUAACGGUGUAUUAGUUGAACCAAAAUUUACUUUGAGGGUUAAGGCAAAAAUAACGUUUGAAGAUGCUAUUAAAAGUAAAGCUGACAAAGUUGAACUUGACGCAAUGAACAAAGUUUUGAAAUCUCAUAAACACAAUAUCUCCGAUAUAAAUGAACUUCAAGCUACAUUAAAUAGUAAAGCUGACAAGAACCAUACACAUAAAUCCUUCAAUACUGUUAGAGCAGACGAUGUAAUAUUGAACUUUGACCUUGGUUCAAGUGCACCUUUAGAGAAUCCAAGUACAAGCGUAAAAGAUACACUAAACAGUUUAGAUAACAGUUGCAGGAAUAUUGAAAGUCAUGCCAGAAACUUUAAAGCACAUGAACUACCAGCAAUGUUAGAUAAAAAGGCUGACAAGAACCAUACACAUAAAUCCUUCACUACUGUUAGAGCAGACGACAUAAUACUGAACUUUGACCUUGGUUCAAGUGCACCUUUAGAGAAUCCAAGUACAAGCGUAAAAGAUACACUAAACAGUUUAGAUAACAGUUGCAGGAACAUUGAAAGUCAUGCCAGAAACUUUGAAGCACAUGAACUACCAGCAAUGUUAGAUAAAAAGGCUGACAAAACAGAGCUUCAAACAUUAAAGACUGAAAUACUUCAAACAUUAUAUCCUACAGGCUCUAUUUAUACGUCAAUGAAUUCAACAAAUCCAGCAACAGUUUUAGGUUUUGGUAAGUGGGAACAGAUUGUAGACAAAUUCUUAUAUUGUACUAAAAGUUCAAAACAAGCCGGAGGUUCAAAGAAAAUUAAAGAAGCAAACCUUCCGCCACAUAAGCACACAGGAACGACAAACUUUUCUGGCGACCAUAGCCACUCAUUAAGAGACCACCCAUUAUACAACUCAGAGUAUGAAGCUGGCAAUGACGUUUUAUCUCCAGCUUAUAACAAUUCAGCAAAAAAGACUUUUCGACCAACUGAACCAGGAGGAAAUCAUUCACACACUUUCACAACAAAUCCAACAGGUUCGGGUGAAGAUUAUAUGCCACCAUUUAUGACUGUAUUCGCAUGGUACCGCGUUGAAUGA